Messenger RNA from Owenia fusiformis, 3346 nucleotides. Lineage: Eukaryota; Metazoa; Annelida; Polychaeta; Sabellida; Oweniidae. The record is from the annotation of a GenBank genome assembly.
CGAGACUCGAUGUUAUUGCUUAUUUUCUGCCACCAUAUGUCAACACAGCGCUACAAAGGUUCUUUACACAAAUAAAUAAAACCAUGUGUCAAUGUUUUCAAAAACAUAGCUCUUGAAAUACAAACCAUUUGACCUCGGAUAUUAUAUUACAUUAUAAGAGAGGGAGAAAGUGUUAACGUCGAGUAUGUUUCAACACACACACUAUUUGCAUAUCGGGGAAAACAACUCUUACAGACAGUAUAAUCAAUGUGACAGUAAGCUCAACAGAUGAUAGAUGUUAAGUACGUUUCUACUGAACGAGCGCAUUUACUAGCUGAUUACAGUGUACGUGUCGUAAUGUUUAAACACAAGACCGUCUGCGCGCUGUCAAGAUGCGGAUACUUCCCCGAGGACCAUAAUAAAGAAACAACAGUAAACCAAUAAGACGAUAUCAGUUGGAGUAGCGACUUCAAUUAAAAACUAUACAGCCUUUGGACGUUGGGGAAUACAGACGGGGAAUGCUGAAAACAAUCGCAUUCAAGAGGAACAAAAAGUGAUGAGCCUCAAGUCAAUGACCAUAGUUUAUUUGCUAGGUGUAUCUGCUGACAAUUACAAAUUACUUUUACAAAGGACAGAAGCCCCGGGAGAAUAAUAUCGAACGAGUUUUUCGGAACUACGAUUGUUGGGUUCCACCAGUGUGAAACAAAUCAUCGACCAACUAACACUUGACGUACAAACGACAUGAAUGAAUUAAGGAUUUGUUUCCGUUAAUGUACUAACUUGUCAGUGGAUUUUAUGUAACAUGAGUUAGCUUAAUGCAGUACAUCACAGUGUAAGUAAACUAGCGUGUUGAGAAUUAUUUAUAUUAAUGCCAGAACUUACCAGAUCCGAUAUUACAUCUAUAAUUGAAUGGUAAUUAUCGUGUGGCGGAGACAGAGGCAGAAACAUCAAGUUGUUCAGUGUCAUUGAAACAACCUUCGAAACACAAGUUAUCAUGAUUAGAAAUGUCAUUAAUUUAGGAUCCGCUUAUAAAAGGGAAACUGACGUUCGGUGAGGUCAAAAUGAACAAGGAAAUGAGUAUUGGUUGCAGAUAUAAUAGCCUACAAAUGAUGCUAUUGAAUACAAUACUGAAUCGUGACUAGAGAGAUCGGGACAUUUAGAUAUUUAUUUGUCGAAUUUGGAGAAUUGUACUGGAAAAACACUUCUUCCUUGCGAAGUGUGAAACAAUUUCGGUCGCUAGACGUAUACAGAACAGAUAGCAAGUCAUUUGACUACAUUUCCAUUCAGUGGUGAUAGCCCACGGGACAAAAAUGAACAAUUCGUGGAUUAAUAUAAUUCCCGUAUGUAGUUCUGAUCUUACUGACAUUAACGUUUAUUGAUUGUAAAUCGUAAUUGUAUUAAAGUUUCACGAGAUACAAAUAGUUCUGCAGAACAUAGUAUCCAUUUCCUCAACAGACUUAUGGAAUACUCUCUUAAUCAAGCUCAUUUUAUGACGCGACAAAAGCUCGUUGUGACGAAUUGAAAAGGACAAAAGAGAGCACCUCUACCGGAUUAAUGUACCUCAUUAUCCAAGAUUUGAAAAGUGUUGACAGUAGUGCAAUAACUGCAAAACAUUGAAUCAGACACUACACGUAAUCCAAGCGCCUGGACCAUUUUGCAAAUUGGCGUAUGAUGAGAUUCUAACUUUAGUAAAAGACAAUUACAAAUAAUAGGGAGAUAUAUUUCGAACGUGAUUGUCUCGCUGAGGCAUCGGAUUAGUGUUAACUAUAACUUGUUAUAUUGGCUUCUUUCGACAAACGAAUCCGUACCAUGUAUUUCGACUGAGAUAUUAAAUCAGUCUUGAGGUUGGCAUUUGUGCUUCUAUCUGUCAUUCAAAAUUGAAACACUUUUUGCUUAAUAUUAAAUUGCGAUCAAUAGCCAUAUAGCGUGCUUUUGCAGUAUUAUAGAGACGUGAACUGACUCUGGACUCUACUGCUUGAAGAAGCGGAGUUAAAGUCAAAUUUGUUUUACAUCUUUGAAGUAGAAAUACUAUUGUCAUGAUGUAUUUUCUAAGGAGCUCAAUUAUGUAUAUAUCGGAGUCAAGUCCAUUGGCGUUGACUCUAUAUGCAACAGCGUUUGUGACAAUAUUCAUGUACUUUAAGAUGUUAAUCUGUGGAAACCAAGCACCGAAGCUUUAUUACAAAGAUUCGACACUUGCUCAAUACUUGUUGAAAAGAUGCACCAUUCUCACGGAGCCUUAUGUGCCGACAUUCUGGGCAACCAACUCCCAUUUGCAGACCAUACUUGCGGCUUUGCUUCCAUGGCCGUCGGUGGACUUUUCAAGGGAAUAUUUCAUGAUGAAGGACAAGGGAAUGGUCGCGCUCGACUGGGCAAUGUCAAAACCAUGGAUAUUAAAUAAGACAAGUCCUGUUUUGUUGAUAAUUCCGGGGCUGACAGGUGGUGCGGAAAGUAUGGCGGGAGUAUGUCAAAUGGCGAGCAUUCGAGGAUAUCGAUGUGUGGUGUUUAAUAAAAGAGGGCAUGGGGGAACACGUCUCUCCACCCCAAAACUACAGAGUUUUGGUGAUCCAUCGGAUUUGCGGCAAUGUGUUAAAUACAUUAGGAUGAGAUACCCAAAAGCUUCUAUUGUAGGGUUAGGCUCAAGUGCAGGCUCAGGGCUCUUGGUGUCAUAUUUAGGAGAAUUUGGUUCGUCUGCAUAUUUAAAAGCGGGUGUGUUAAUAAGCCCAGGGUACGAUGCAGCAGAACUGUUUUCUAACACCAUACAAAAACCUUACGAAUAUAUAUUGUUGUAUAGUCUUAAAAGACUUUUAUCAAAACAUUUGCAUGCCUUGUCAGAUGUUAUACAUCCACAUCAAGCCCUCCAAGCAAAUUCUUUGACCGAAUUCGAAGAUGCGGUUUAUAACAAAAUGUAUGGAUACGAAACAAUGGACCAUUACUGGGACAAGAACAAUCCGAUGAGAGAUGUCGAUGAUGUAAGCAUUCCAGUGAUGUGCAUAAAUAGCAUCGAUGAUCCAAUUUGUAAAAAGAAAAACAUUCCAUUUGAAUUAUUUGAGAUUUAUCCCAACUUUCUCUUAGCUGCUACUCAUAAAGGAGGGCAUUGCGGAUUUUUCACGGGGUCUAUUCCUCAUUCAUGGGCGGACAAAGUGGCAGUAGAAUAUUUAGACGCAGUUUUAGAUUUCAUGAAAACGUCUAACUGUAAGUCAAUGUCGGUUUCAAUUAAUAACAAUAAUAUUUCAUAACAUGUGACAAAGCAUAAAAAUCAGUAUUAUCAGCUCCACAAUGUAUUGAUCAGACAUGGAAAUAAAUGCGAUAAAAGAUGAAUGAAUAAUAGAAUAGCUUUGUUUCAAUUCAUUAGAAGAAACGCAUACAU